Messenger RNA from Peniophora sp. CBMAI 1063, 1161 nucleotides. The record is from the annotation of a GenBank genome assembly. NCBI's taxonomy places the organism in Eukaryota, Fungi, Basidiomycota, Agaricomycetes, Russulales, Peniophoraceae.
AUGGAUGUAGAUAUGACGUCCGCUCCACCGUUGAAAUUCGGGUCGUCCUCUGGCACUAACGCAGCUGUGGCUCCGGGCGAUACAUCCGCGACCAUCGUCACUUCCUCGAUCGCAUCAGAAGCGGUUCCAGAUACGGAAGCAGAGGAGAUAUGGAUACACCUAUUAUAUUCGUGGCAGGGCAAGGCCUUUGAGCUUCAUAUUGCGGAGUCCGAUCGUGUAUACGACCUGAAGGUCAUGUUGUUUAGUCAAACAAAUGUACCGCCAGAGCGUCAAAAGAUUCUAGGAUUGGUGAAGGGAAAGUUGCCACCCGAGGACGCGCGAAUGGGAGAUCUGAAGCUAGUGAGCGGAAAGAAGUUCUCUCUGGUUGGAACGCCCGAAGGGCACGAAUUCAAGGAUCCCUCCCAGAUCGACUGGCUGCCCGAUGUCACAAACGACCUUGACGUCGACUUCUCGGCUAACUCGGCUGCUGCCGUUGCGUACCAGCGUGAUCUACGCAACGCGCGCAAAGUCAAAGAGGCGUCUGAGGCGCUCAGGGGCCACGUUAAUCUUAUGCAUCCUCUCAGAGAAGGAAAGAAACUACUCGUACUUGACUUAGACUACACCAUUCUCGACACGAAGCCCUUGACAAGCGGAAGUCUUCCACCUUCUGAAUGCGCCCGCCCUGGUUUGCACGAGUUCCUUGAAGCCGUAUACCCGCAUUACGAUAUUGCCAUCUGGAGCCAGACCUCCUGGAUUUGGCUUGAGACAAAGCUCGUUGAGUUAGGAAUGGUCGGACAAGGCCGACCGUAUGAGAUCUCGUUCGUUCUCGACAAGAAGCCCAUGUUCACUGUCUUCUCGGCCGAUCGUAAAGACAAAGAUGGCAAACCCUUCGCUCACCAUGUCAAAGCACUCCAGAUUAUAUGGAACUUGUUUCCGCAGUUCAACGCGCGCAAUACCCUGCAUGUCGAUGACCUGUCUAGAAACUUUGUUCUCAACAUGGGCAAUGGCAUCAAGAUACCCGCCUUCAAAGACGUGUCUACUUCGGCGGCUGCACGUUCUGACCGCGAGCUAGAGCGUCUGGCUCGGUAUCUCUUGCACGUAGCGUCCGCAGAGGAUGUCUCUGUGCUGAACCAUAAGGAUUGGCGCAAGAUUAGUCACCAAUUAGGAGGUGGUUCAGCAUAA